Molecule: messenger RNA, 1056 nt
Organism: Oryzias melastigma (Indian medaka)
Lineage: Eukaryota; Metazoa; Chordata; Actinopteri; Beloniformes; Adrianichthyidae
Gene: psmd10
Product: proteasome 26S subunit, non-ATPase 10
Exons: 5
Coding region: 118-798 (226 amino acids)
Molecular function (GO): protein binding
Source: RefSeq, a predicted model, not a curated record
GGAUGUGACAGGCACAAUUUCCUGAGUCAUUGCUCCUGUUUCAAACCUAAACUACGAGGUCUGUUAUCUCACUACAUUAAUUUAACAUUUUGUUAAAUAUUUUAAGACAUUUUUUAAAUGGAGGGGUCGGUGUCGAAUGUGGAGGUUUGUAACUAUGCGUAUACAGGGCAGUUCGAUCAAUUAAAACAGUGUAUUCUCUCUGACAAAACACUUGCCUGCAAAAUCGAUCAGGACCGCCGAACAGCUCUUCACUGGGCUUGUUCUGCUGGACACACCAAUAUUGUGGAGUUUCUGCUUGACCUGGGAGUCGAAGUGAAUCUGCAAGAUGAUGCCUCAUGGACACCUUUACACAUCGCUGCGUCUGCAGGCAGAGAGGACAUAGUGAGAGCUUUGAUAUCCAAAGGGGCUCAGUUGAACUCAGUUAAUCAAAAUGGAUGCACGCCUCUGCAUUAUGCUGCUUCUAAAGACAGAUAUGAGAUUGCCUUACUACUGUUGGAAAAUGGAGCGGACCCCAAUGCCACAGACAAGUUGCAGUCGACUCCUCUUCACAGAGCAUCUGCCAAAGGCAACUACCGCCUGAUCCAGCUGCUACUCAAACAGAGCGCCUCCACCAACAUCCAGGACUCCCAGGGCAACACCCCUCUCCACCUCGCAUGCGACGAGGAACGGGUAGAAGCCGCCAAAUUGCUAGUGGAACAUGGGGCCAGCAUUUACAUCGAGAACAAGGAGGAGAAGACGCCCCUUCAGAUCGCCAAGGGUGGACUGGGAAACAUCCUUCGCCGCCUCGUGGAGGGAUGAUGCUGUUUCAGCUGUGGCUUAAAUCGCCUCCAGCUCACUGGUUCAUAGUGAAACUUUGUGUGUUGGGGAAGCAACAGUAAUGUUCUGGAGAAAGCGUAGGAUCGCCCUGAUCCACCUACCAGGUGGGAUGUUCAGACUUUGCAGAAGCUCAAAAAGUUUCUAACACUGUGUGGUCUUUAUAAGAAUUUUUUUUUUUUUUUUUUUAAGAUGUUUGUGUAAAAGCAACUCCAUAAACGUUUGAUUAAAAUGUAUUUAGUA